This is a messenger RNA of Metschnikowia bicuspidata var. bicuspidata NRRL YB-4993, 651 nucleotides long. RefSeq lists its product as uncharacterized. The annotation marks the transcript as partial. The record is from RefSeq and is a predicted model, not a curated record. Gene Ontology annotation, cellular component: endomembrane system. NCBI's taxonomy places the organism in Eukaryota, Fungi, Ascomycota, Pichiomycetes, Serinales, Metschnikowiaceae. The transcript has a single exon. Gene Ontology annotation, molecular function: acyltransferase activity.
UUCAACAAGGUCCAGCUCACCGUCACCGGGGACGCGCUUGUGCCCGAGUCGGCGUUGGUCGUGUGCAACCACCAGUCGCUUGCGGACUACUUCUUCAUGACCCUCUUGGCAGAAAGAUGUCCCGGCGGCUUGGUCCCGCAGGUCAGCUUUUUCACGUGGUACUCGGUGUGGCGGGUCCCCACGGUUCGCACGUUGCUCAAUGUAGUGCUCUGCGACGAGAACUGGGAGCUUUCCAGUCUGCUAUGCCGGUCGGCAUUCAGCCCCGUGAGGGCGUCCGAAGCCCCGCAAUGGGUGGUGCUCUUCCCCGAGGUGAAUAUCUGGACCCCCUCGGCGGCGUACCAGCAAAGAUUGCAGGCGAAGAAAUACUGUCUCCCGUACUAUGACCACACGUUGUACCCGCGGUAUCCCGGGCUUUUGAACGCCGUGGGCACACUCGGCAACAGAACCAACAUCAAGUUUGCGCGCGUCUACAACCUCACGAUCUUGUACCACAGCCGCAAACCGCCAAGCCUCUUGCAGUUGUUCGCAUCCACCGAGAAGAUCGCGGUCACCAUCGAUGUGCGAGCCAUGCGCUUGAGCAGCAUCCCCCACAGAAAAGCAAAGUUGGAGAGGUGGCUCGAAAAGACGUGGUUGGACAAAGAUCGGCAGCUU